Messenger RNA from Naegleria lovaniensis, 2259 nucleotides. RefSeq lists its product as uncharacterized. The record is from RefSeq and is a predicted model, not a curated record. NCBI's taxonomy places the organism in Eukaryota, Heterolobosea, Eutetramitea, Acrasida, Naegleriidae. Bases 1 to 2259 code for a protein of 752 amino acids. The transcript has 4 exons. Gene Ontology annotation, molecular function: ATP binding; formate-tetrahydrofolate ligase activity.
AUGCUCAAACGUUGCAUUCAUCAACAAGCAACUUGUAGAAGUAAUAAUCUUUCAAAAUUUUCAAAACAAUUUCAACAAUUAUUCCUUCAUUCCGAUCCUGUAUUUUCUCAUCACUCCGAACUUUUCCAAAACAAGCUCUCUUUACUCGAGUGCCAAUCGAAUUCGACUCGACACUACCGUAUUACAACCAACGCAAUCAGAAACUUUUCAACGACCAUUGAACUGAAUGAACAAUCCUCGAACUCAUCAUCAUCAUUGAAUUCAAAGAAGAUCAUUACAACAACAGCAACAACAAUUGAAAAUUCUUCUUCUCAUCCAUUUCAAGACGAUGAUGCCAAAGAAACGAAAAAAAUGUCUUCAAGCACUUCUACUACGGGCACACCAUUAAAGCAAAUCUUACAUCCCACUCCAAGCGAUAUUGAAAUUUCGCAACACUGUAAACCAGAAUUUAUUGGUAAGAUUGCUGAGAAUUAUGGAAUUCAUGUGGAUGAUGAAUUGGAGUUUUAUGGCAAGUACAAGGCUAAAGUAGAUGCCAAGAAGGUUCUCUCCCGAUUGCAAGAUGCUCCAAUGGGAAAUUACAUCUUGAUCACUGGUAUCAAUCCAACACCAUUGGGAGAGGGUAAAUCAACGACGUGUUUGGGUAUCUCACAAGCUUUGGGAGCUCAUCUUGGCAAGAAGGUCGUUUCGUGUUUGAGACAACCCUCUCAAGGUCCUGUUUUUGGAAUUAAAGGAGGUGCUGCAGGUGGAGGUUAUUCACAAAUUGUUCCAAUGGAAGAAUUUAACUUGCACAUGACCGGAGAUAUUCACGCAAUUGUUGCAGCCAAUAACUUGUUGGCAGCUGCUGUGGACACUCGUGUAUUCCAUGAGUCAUACCAAAAGACUGACCAAUUAUUCGAUCACUUGUGUCCUGUUGGAAAGGAUGGAAAGAGAAAAUUUGCUCCUUCCAUGAUCCAACGACUGGAAAAGUUCGGAAUUACUGAAAGAGAAGAUCCUGACAAGUUGUCUCCAGAGGAAAGAGAAAAGCUCGUUCGCCUUAAUAUUGAUCCUGCAACCAUUAAAAUUAACAGAGUGAUGGACAUUAGUGACAGAUAUUUGAGAAAGAUUACUGUUGGCCAAGGUCCAAAUGAAAAGGGAAGAACAAGAGAAACACAAUUCGAUAUUGCUGUCGCAAGUGAAUGUAUGGCAAUUUUGGCCUUGUCCAAGGACAUGAAGGAUAUGAGACAUCGCCUCGGAAAGAUUGCUGUUGCUUAUGACAAGGAUGGAAAUGUGGUCACUGCUGAAGAUAUCGGAGUUGCUGGAGCAAUGGCCGUCUUGAUGAAGGACACUAUUAAGCCAACUCUGAUGCAGACGAUUGAAGGUACUCCUGUCAUGGUUCAUGCUGGUCCUUUCGCCAACAUUGCAGCUGGUCAAAACUCUAUUAUUGCUGACGACGUUGCUCUCAAACUCGUUGGCGAGGAUGGAUUUGUUUUAACAGAAGCUGGAUUCGGUGCAGAUAUUGGAGCUGAGAAGUUCUUUGAUAUCAAAUGCAGAGUCUCUGGUUUGAACCCAUCAUGUGCUGUCAUUGUUGCCAGUAUUCGUGCUCUCAAAUUCCAUGGAGGAUGUGAAUUGAAAGAUGUCACCAAGCCAAACGUUCAUGCUGUUGAAACUGGAUUUGCCAACUUGAGAAGACACAUUGGCAAUAUGAAGAAGUAUGGAGUUCCUGUUGUCGUUUGUAUUAACGAAUUCAGCAGUGACACUCAAGAAGAAGUUGAAACAGUUGUUAGAUUGGCUAAGGAGGCAGGUGCAGAUGAUUGUGUGCCUUCCAGACACUUCUCUGAGGGUGGUAAGGGUGCAGUUGCUGUUGCAGAAGCCAUUGUUCGUGUUUGUAAAGACAAGUCCAAGAUGAACUUUAAGCCACUCUAUGAUAUCAAUAUUUCAAUUAAGGAAAAGAUUGAAACCAUCGCUAAGGAAAUUUAUGGAGCUGCCAACGUUGAAUAUAUGGAACAUGUCGAAAAGGAAAUUGAAAAAUUAGAGACACUUCCUGAAAAGUACACCAUUUGCUUUGCCAAGACCCAAUACAGCUUUUCACAUGACGAAAAGUUGAAAGGUGCACCAAGUGGUUUUACUUUACCAAUCAAGAACAUUAGAUUGUACAGUGGUGCUGGACUUUUGGUUCCAUUCUGUGGUGAAAUUUCUGCCAUGCCAGGACUUCCUACUCGUCCAGCUUAUUAUGAUAUCGAUAUUGACCUCGAAACUGGAGAAGUCAAAGGAUUGUUCUAA